CUUCUUUCGCUCUGGCUUCUGCACCUCAGCAAUGACGACCCCACAUGUAAUAGCAUCUUCAUCCCCCCACCCGUCAUCACAAUCUGGUGCGACUAACAGCAUCGUCGGCACUCAUUUUCGCGUUGGCAAGAAGAUUGGCGAGGGCUCUUUCGGUGUCGUAUUCGAGGGCUUGAACCUAUUGAAUAACCAACCCGUCGCCAUCAAAUUUGAGCCCCGAAAAUCUGAAGCUCCUCAGCUGCGUGACGAGUUCAGGUCGUACCGGACGUUGAACGGAACUCCCGGCGUCCCACAAGUGCACCACUUUGGACAAGAAGGGCUCCACAAUGUUCUCGUCAUCGACCUCCUCGGGCCCAAUCUCGAGGACCUGUUCGACAUGUGUAGUCGUAAAUUCACGAUUAAGACAGUCUGUAUGGCCGCGAAACAGAUGAUUACGCGUGUCCAAGCUAUUCAUGACAAGUCCCUCAUUUACCGAGACAUAAAACCCGAUAAUUUCCUAAUAGGAGUCCCUGGUACGAAGAAUGCCAACACUAUUCACAUAAUCGAUUUUGGCAUGGCCAAGCUCUACCGUGACCCCAAAACAAAACAACACAUUCCGUACCGUGAACGCAAAUCGUUGUCUGGUACCGCACGGUACAUGUCCAUCAAUACCCACUUGGGGCGUGAGCAGUCUCGGCGAGAUGAUCUAGAGUCUCUUGGUCACGUCUUCAUGUACUUCCUCCGUGGCGGUCUACCAUGGCAAGGUCUUCGGGCUGCUACCAACAAGCAGAAGUACGAGAAGAUUGGCGAGAAGAAGCAGACGACGCCGAUUGAUGAACUUUGCGAGGGCUUCCCUGAGGAGUUCAGCAUCUACAUGCACUACGUACGCAAGCUCGGAUUCGAGGAGCAGCCGGAUUACGACUUCCUGCGCGAGCUGUUCACCAAGGUUCUCAAGAACCUUGGCGAGGUGGAGGACGGGGUGUUUGAUUGGAUGGCCCUCAACGGAGGCAAGGGACUGGAGGCCGGGCAGCUUCACCAGGAGUCCUCACGUACUGCGCAACGCGAGCACCGGACACGCGAUCGCGAUCAUGCUCACCGCCGCUCGCGCCAGCCGCUCGACCAGUCACAACCAGGUUCACCCAUGGUACUCGCGCCAUCGCCUGCUGCUAUCAAGACGAGCAGACGAACACCUCAGCUGGAAUCUCGCGGGGCCUCGCGCGAGCACAUCAGCGUGCAGCCGGUUGCGCCCACCAGCCGCCGGGCAAGCCAACACCGUGGAGAUCGCGAACGCGAUAGCACACUGGUCGCGCAGCAUCCGUAUGCAAACGCGUCAAGCCAGAACCAGUACCGCAACACCGCAUAUGGCAACACCUCGCAGGUGCAGUAUAAUGGCAUGGGCCAGCUGAGCAACGGGCACGCUAACUCACCUGUCUUACCUACCGCGGCCAACGACUUCGUGUACGGUAAUCAGUCACAGCGACAAAGUGCGGCUGACAUGAACACCGCGACGCCGAGGACGAACGGCACCAACAAGGCUGUCCCCGCGUUCGGAGAGCAGAGCGCCAUCAUUCAAGAGCAGGACGAGCACGGUGGGAGGAAGAGGUCGUUCUGGGCAGCGCUCUGCUGUCGAGGAUAAACAACAAGGACACAAACGUCUGCCGCCGGUUGGCAGUGAUGACAUCUGACUAAUUGCUGUUGCUCUCGACUUCAUGACGUCUAUGAACUCAAGAUAUUUAUCUUUACUAAGGCGCAAUGCCUCUAAUAUUUUUCCGCGGACACCUCCUUGGCCAUGUCGCCUCAAUCAUGACGCUCGUCUCCUUGACCAUCUGCUCUCGCUCACGGCUCCGGUCCAGCACACGACUGCAACGCACCACGCAUCCCUAGAUACCCUCGUCCGUCCCGGAUGUCAGGCACCGUCGCUCCUUUUCCGUCACGACGCACACACAUCGCCUUCUGCAUCUUCAUGCUCGCACGCAAUGCAUUCCUCGCCCUACACACAUCUCUCGCCAUCUCAUCCUCCUGUGGACGCUCUGGAUUGAGUGCAAGGAACGCACCCGCAUCAUUCUCUUCUGCCUGUCUCAUCUUCCUGCGCCUUUCUGUAUAAUGCCGUUACACGUUUUCUCCUUUCCCUCUACAUUUCUCUCCUCUACAGCUCUUUCUCUUGUUUUAUGCACAAUAUAGUUAGCACCGUAUGUUCAGCGCCG
Molecule: messenger RNA, 2180 nt
Organism: Phanerochaete carnosa HHB-10118-sp
Lineage: Eukaryota; Fungi; Basidiomycota; Agaricomycetes; Polyporales; Phanerochaetaceae
Exons: 9
Coding region: 32-1612 (526 amino acids)
Biological process (GO): peptidyl-serine phosphorylation; endocytosis; signal transduction
Cellular component (GO): cytoplasm; nucleus
Molecular function (GO): ATP binding; protein serine/threonine kinase activity
Source: RefSeq, a predicted model, not a curated record